This is a messenger RNA of Lactuca virosa, 878 nucleotides long. Lineage: Eukaryota; Viridiplantae; Streptophyta; Magnoliopsida; Asterales; Asteraceae. The record is from the annotation of a GenBank genome assembly.
AUCCGUUGUAAGGAGGAGAUGAAAAGGAGGUCAACGAGAAAGUCGUCGGCGGCGAAUUUUCUCAUGACGCCGCCGCCGUUGGUGGCGACUGUAAACCGAUCACCAAGUGAAUCUCCCGAGAUUAUCAAAUCCAGUUCAAGCUGCUUCACUACACCUACGAAUUCAACCUCAUCUCUAAAAGAGGAUCGCAGAAGCAACGACAACAACCGAAAAAUACAUGCUGCAGAGCCGCGAAACGCAACUUCUCCGAUGCAGUCUCUCUCUUCACUGAGUAAAACAGGUAACAGUAUCGCCGAUCUGAAGAAAAUGACAUCGUCGCGCAUUAAUUCAAUCAAGCGUCAAAUUGAUUGCUCUUAUUCCGAUAUACUCAAGGACAUGGAAGUUUCUCACUCUCGUCUACAGAAACGAUAUAAGGUCCAAAAUCAAGCAUGUGAACAAACAAUGAGUGAAGUUGAAAAGGAUUUCAAGAAGAUGAUUGAUCACAUGACUCAAACUCAUGAUGCAAUGGAGGCAUCAUAUACAGAUCUCAUAGCAGAAGCACAAGCCCGAGCAACUCGUUUAUGCAAAACAAGCAUCCCUGGACUUUCACAAUCUGUGGAGAAAGCCAUUGAAGCAUUAAGGAGCCAUUAUGGGGCUGCAUCAACUUCCUCAUAGAGAUAGCAUUACCUAAACAAGUACUUAGGAAAAAACUUACUGGGAAGAGAAACUAGGGGUAAUAAGGUAAUUCAACUAUUUGUGGUCUAUAUGCUAUUUACUGAUACUAGUUUUUUAUUCAAAUUAAAAGAAGAAUUCGUUCCUAUUAUUAUAACCAUAUAUGAUUAGAUGAUUAAACAAUUGACAGAAGGAAAUGGAAAAUUAAUGCGAAAUGAGGAAAGGUG